This is a messenger RNA of Lampris incognitus (smalleye Pacific opah), 813 nucleotides long. Its product is annotated as transcriptional repressor scratch 1-like. The transcript has a single exon. NCBI's taxonomy places the organism in Eukaryota, Metazoa, Chordata, Actinopteri, Lampriformes, Lampridae. Gene Ontology annotation, biological process: regulation of DNA-templated transcription. The annotation marks the transcript as partial. Gene Ontology annotation, molecular function: DNA-binding transcription factor activity, RNA polymerase II-specific; RNA polymerase II cis-regulatory region sequence-specific DNA binding. The record is from RefSeq and is a predicted model, not a curated record.
AUAACCGACCUCUCUCUUUGCCCCAACCCUCCAGGCUACGUCAGCGAUUAUCUGGGCCCGUCUGCCUACGAUGACGUGGUGGGCAGCGACUCGUCCGUCAUCGCUAAAGUCCCGUCCCCGGACCACUCCUCCAUCAUCUACGACCGCCUCGGGGGCGACAACUACAACGGCAUCCAUGGCGACAUCCACGGCGACUCGGACCAGCCGGACAGCCCGCGGUCGGAGGUCUCGUCCUCGGCCGGGGGCUACAUCAACGGGGACGCCGCCGUGAGCGAGGGCUACACGGUGGACGCGUUCUUCAUCACGGACGGGCGGUCGCGGCGGAAGUCCCUGGGGAACCCCCGAGGCAGCAUACAGAGGCACACCUGCAGCGAGUGCGGCAAAACCUACGCCACGUCGUCCAACCUCAGCCGGCACAAGCAGACGCACAGGAGCAUCGACAGCAAGAUGGCCAAGAAGUGCCCGACGUGCGGGAAGGUGUACGUGUCCAUGCCGGCGAUGGCCAUGCACCUCCUCACGCACGAUCUCAAGCACAAGUGCGACGUGUGCGGCAAGGCCUUCAGCCGGCCGUGGCUCCUGCAGGGCCACAUGCGCUCGCACACGGGCGAGAAGCCGUUCGGCUGCGCCCACUGCGGGAAGGCGUUCGCCGACCGGUCCAACCUGCGCGCCCACAUGCAGACGCACUCGGCCUUCAAGCACUACAAGUGCAAACGCUGCGACAAGACGUUCGCGCUCAAGAGCUACCUGAACAAGCACUACGAGUCGGCGUGCUUCAAGGGGGCUUUCUCGCCCCUCAGUUCGUUGGGGGAAUGA